ACGCGUGUUGGAUCGGAGCGCGCCUGGAGACAAACCGAGCAGACCGUCCCGCACGCUCCCGCGCGGCCCCGCACAGACCCGCACCGGACCGCACAGACCUGCACCGGACCGCACCGCAGCAGCAACAUGGAUGUACAGCUGUUUAUGGAGUGUGAGGAGGAGGAGCUGGAGCCAUGGCAACAGGUGGACGACAGCGUGGAGGAAGACGACGUGGACUACUACGAUAACUACUGCGAGCCGAUGGAGGAUUCUUCGUCUCCUCUUCCAGCCUCUGAGACUCCGCCCCCCAGAACCCCCCCACCCGUCAUACCUGCCCCAACAGCUUCCUCACCUUUACAGAUGGUCUCCUCCUCUGUGAUGCCUCCUCCUCCUCCUCCUCCUCCCUCCAUCAUUACCUCGUCCUCCUCUGUUCCCCGCCUCCCCGUCUCCACGGUAACGCCCACCCCCCACCUCAUGGCUCACGGUCAGCCCCUCUUCCUGACGCAGACGGCAGGUGGGACGUUCCUCCUCCCAGCAGCACCUGGGGCCGGUGGCGGCCAACCCUUCUAUCUAACCACACAGGGUUUCCCGAUGAUGAAUGCAGGGACUCCUCUGCUGCUGAACCUGCAGCCGGGUCAGACGGUCCAGCCGCUCACCUUGAUCCAGUCCUCGUCCUUGAGUCAGCUGAUGCGGCCAGGUGUGGGCGUGUCCUCGGUGCAGGUGCGACCAGGCCACGCCCCCUCCAGAGGCCCCGCCCCAUCCGGCUCGGGUUUCACCGCCAUGCAGCUUCCUGCCACGCUGACCAUCCGCACCGGCACGCCAGGACCCGUUAACCUGCAGAUGACCCAGGUGGGCGGGGCUAAGCUGGUAGGUUCCCCCGUCCUCCCCUCGGGCUCGGCCAGCGGCGUCAGCAGAGUGAAGGCCCCGCUCAGCAUCGCAGCUCCAAACCCCGCCCCCCCGGCGCCGACCUCUGACCCCGCCAAGGUGGUGAUGAGCGUGGAGGAGUUUUAUUACGGGACGGAUGAGGGCAACCUGAAUCUGAGGAAGCCCCACCCACUGGGCAUCAAGACCUCCACCUUCACCUGCCACAUCUGCUCACACCUGGCAGACAACAACCUGAGGCUGAUGCAGCACAUGCUUCAGCACUCGGAGCUCAUCAGUGGAGCAGAAGGUGACGACAGGAAGGGCUGCAGAUCGUGUUACCGUCAGUUCUCGUCUCCGGCUCAGCUUCAGAGUCACCAGGAGCAGGUUCACGGCUCCGCCCUCUCCUCCUGUAUGUGUCGGAUAUGUGAGUGGGCGUUUGAGAACGAGCCGGCCUUCUUGAACCACAUGAAGUCCAACCACAAACCAGGAGAGAUGCCCUACGUCUGCCAGGUGUGCUCGUAUCGCUCGUCCUUCUAUUCGGACGUCUUGCAGCAUUUCGCCAGCUUCCACAGAGACUCUCGCUUCCUGCUCUGUGUUUUCUGCCUGAAGGUGACGAAGCACCCAACCACCUACCAGGAGCACCUGCUGCGGCACCAGAUUAACCAGGCCUUCCACUGUAACCGGUGCCGUCUGCAGUUCGUCUUCCUUAAAGAUAAAAUGCAUCACAAACUGGAGAACCAUCGCAGCAUCCGCAGACCGGCCAAACUGGAGGGUCUGCCGCCAGGGUCAAAGGUGACCAUCAGGACCUAUGGGAAGGUCAGGUCUGUGAUUACAUCAGCGGGGGUGGGGUCCCACCUCCUCCAUAGCCCCUCCCCUCUCAUCCAGCCAAUCAACAUCAAGACGGAGCCGAGGUCUCCGCCCCACAGGAACCCCCCCCGAUCCCCCACCAAGAGGGGCGCCGCCCGCCGCGCCCACGGCCACAGGAGUUCGUCCCUCGAUGGCGAGCGGCUCGUGUGUCUCGAGUGUGGAACCGAAGCCUCCGACUUCUCCGCUCAUUACCCGACGCACGUCCACUGCCUGCUGUGUCCUUACAGCAGCUGCUGCUCCAGAGCCUACGCUGCCCACAUGAUCCACCACCACGUGCCGCAGUCCAGAGGCAAAGCUCUCCCUCUGCACAGACAACAUCCUCCAUGUCGCUUCCUGCUGCAGUGCUCUCAGUGUGACUUCAGGCCUCAGUCUGCAGAUCUGAUGGCCGAUCACCUGCUGACGAAUCCGGACCACAGCGCCACCUGUCAGCCCAGAGUCUACAUCGAACCUGACAUCCAGUUCUGCCAUGAUGACGAGCAGCUUUCUCCAGGAGAGAAGGAACCAGUCCAGAACAAGGACUUACCCGAUCCGUCCUGGAGGUCAGCAGAUUGUUGGAAACAGCCAACAGAGAGCGACAGUGCCAAGUCUUCGAUCAUCCCGUUCACGCAUAACAGCGGGCCUCAGCACUCCCUGUCCAGGAACAGCGACGCCAUCGACUUCUUCAACCUGCUCUUCCCCUCGGCGCUUGUGGAGCUGAUCACCAACGAGACCAACGCCCAUGCCAAGACCUGCCAGUACCUUGGCUCCUGCAGCGCAGACUGGUUCCCCGUCACCACCCAUGAGGUCAAAGGUUUUAUCGGCCUGGUGAUUCUGAUGGGGAUUCAGAACCUGCCCGACCCGUCGCACUACUGGUCCUGGAGUCACUAUGACAACAGCUACACCUUCUACCGCGCCAUGAGCUUCAAGCGCUUCAAGCAGAUUGCCGUCAACAUCCGCACGGGCAGCUUCGCCACAGAUGUUUAUCGUCACAGCAGUAACCCGAGCGACUCGCUGCACAUCUUCAGGCCGAUGCUGGACAUCCUGGGAGGAGCCAUGUGGAACACUUACAAACCAAAUUGCUGCCUGACCAUCGACAGGGCGCUGCUACCAAGCCUGGAGGAGGAGAGCUGCCAUGCCAAGGGGAACCCAAAGACCCAGCCUCAGGUCUGGCUGCUCUGUGACUCCAAGUCUGGCUACUGCCACCGCUUCUUCAUCCAAGUGGGUGAGAAGGCGGGCCAGGACCCGGGCUUCACUGUGGUGCCGGAGCUGGUGAAGGGCCUGGAGGACAAACACCACCAGCUGUACCUGGCCAACUCGCUCACAUCGGUCCCACUAAUGCAGAAGCUCCUGGAUCAGGGCAACUACGCCUCUAGCUCCUUCCCUCCACCAAACCCCAUCCUGCCUAGAGAGCUGUGGGAGGAGGGACAGCUGGAUAAACCCGGGGACUUUCUGCAGAGGCAGUUUGGCCCCCUGCUGGCCACCCGCUGGAGGGACACCAAGGAGAUGGGCUGCCUGUCGACAAAUGCACCUCCAGGUGAGCCGGACACUGUGUGGAGGAGGUCUCAGACCAAAGUGGGUGGUCUGGACCCCAUCAACCGCCCUGAGGCCUUCCAUCUCCUGCAGGAGAACAUGCGAGGGGUCGACAUCUGCAAACAGCUGCUGGCCUGCAACCCGCUGGGAGGAAUCCCGCAGGACAGACACUGGCGCAGUCUUUUCUGGUUCCUGGUCAACCUGAGCAUUGUCAAUGCCUUCAUUGUGCUGCGAGAGAGCCGCAAAGAGAACCCGCCGGCCUGGGUGCAAGACGGACUUUUCACUCAGGUCAACUUCCGCAAGCGUCUAGGCAACCAGCUCGCCAAGUGUGCCCAGAAAUACUUUGAGACUAUGGAGAUCGCAAGCUCACGCGGAAUGAGGGUGGAGGCGUUAGAAAUACCCAUUAAACAGAGACACCGGAUGGUAAAGAUCAGCUCCAUCUCCAAGAGAUGCAAGAACUGCAACUUGAAGAACAUCCGGCAUGAGAGCGUAUACGGCUGUGUCGUCUGUAAAGCCAACCUGUGUAAACAGCCAUGCUGCUUCUGGGAAUUUCAUGGUCUGUCACCUCUCAACAAAGGGUCAACAAAGAUCGGGUUCCUCAAGGACAGACUAAGUGGAGAAGUUGAGGUGGACGAGGUUGAUACCAACAUGGACGGUUCAAUGGCGCCAGUAGAGGACUUUGACUUUUCUGAUGAUGAAAGAAUGGACGAUCUGGAUGAUAUUGAUGAUGAAACUGAAGACAUAAAGGAAGAAUUUAACAAAGAAGUUAAACGCCCCACGUCUCACCUGCCUUCAACAACGUACAGUCACAGCCAAUCAGCAACAGUUUUGUCAGCGUCUAAAGAGCGUGAGGAUUUCCUUACUGCCCGUCAGCUGAGAGUCGCUCUGUUCGCUCUUUGUGACGGCCUGCGCCAAGCCUCGCGAGUCUUUGCGACAGAGCCGCAGCUCAUCCGUUCCUGGCUGAAAGAGGCCAGGAAGCGUUUGAGGCAGACUGAACAGGAACAGAAGGUCCACGAUGACGGUGGGGAACGCAUGGUGGCAUGGGUGCUCGCUAUGCGUGAGCAGCAGCUUCCGAUCAGUGAGAGCAGCCUCUUCAACAAAGCCUCCACGCUGAAGAAAAAGGGAAAUUUCAGCGACUCUUUCCGUAUUUCUUAUGACUGGGCGGUGAACUUCAUGUUGCAGCACCGGCUCGGUCUGCGGAGCGUCGGACGGGAGGCCACGUUGGCUCGCACAAUGCCACCAUCUCUGGAUUCUAAAGUCACAUCUUUCAGGGAAUUCACCCAGAAGAUCGUCCAGGUUCACAAGCUCCCAGAUUGCACUAUAGCUGCAAUGGAUGAGCUCUGUCUCUUUGUGGAUUUGAGGAUAGUUCAGGACAAGUCUCGCCGUGCAGAGGCCCUGGAGCUCACCGGGUCAGUACCUCUGGUCACUGUGUACCUGACAGCGCUGGCAGAUGGUACAAUGCUGCCCUCCCUGGUGCUGGCAAACAGGCAGCUGGAUGAAAAAGUCCUUCCAGAGUUCAUCCAGCUGGAGGCCGGCUCAGAGAGUCUGUUAGUAGAAGAUGCCUUGGACCUCUGGACUAAAAGGGUUUGGCAGCAGCACGUGUCCGGUCCAACUCCGCACAGUAAAUCCUUGCUGGUGUUGGAUCGACACCGGGAACACAUGGGAGACUUGUUCCUUACCGCCGUCAGCGGAUCGGGUACCCUCCCAGCAGUGAUCCCCGGUGGCUGCUCCUUCCACCUUCAGCCUCUGGAGGUUUGCGUUAGGCCGGUGCUGCAGCGUUUCCUGCUGUCGCGAUGGGCAAAAUUUGUCACCGGAGACCCGACUGAGCUGGAGGAGACGUCACCCAACCGACUCCAAGCAAACGUUGCACACCUGCUGGUUGACUGGCUGGUCGAAGCUCUGACACACCUCAACAAACUCCCUAACCUUUGGAAGAAGUCCUUCCAACUGACAGGCCUUAUUCCAGGGUGUAAACAGGACGAUGAGGUGGAGAAGGAGGAGGACACAAGUCAGAACUUAGAGGAGAUCCAGGCGGACCUCCUUAAGACUCUGACAGAGACUCUUCUGGGCUCUGAAGCUUUGGAGGAGGAUUCUCCUGAUCUGCUGGAGCUGGAGGAUGAAAAGGACACAGAGGAGAAAAAAGAAGCGGAAAGACCGGCGACAUCAGAGGAGAAAGACAAAGAGGAGAAAGAGAAGGACAGGGAGGAGGAGAGAGAGAAGAAGACAAAGAGGAGAAAGAGAAGGACAGGGAAGAGGAGAGAGAAGAAGACAAAGAGGAGAAAGAGAAGGACAGGGAAGAGGAGAGAGAAGAAGACAAAGAGGAGAAAGGGAAAGACAGGGAGGAGGAAAGAGAAGAAGACAAAGAGGAGAAAGGGAAAGACAGGGAGGAGGAGAGAAUGGAAGACACAGAAGAGAAAGGAAAGGACAGGGAAGAGAAGAGAAAGGAAGACACAGAGGAGAAAGGGAAGGACAGGGAAGAGAAGAGAGAAGAAGAAAAAGAGGAGAAGGAAGGUGUGCAAGAGGACAUGGAAACAGAAGGAAAGGACAGAUUGAAAGAAAAGGAAGAUGAUAGGAAGGAGAAUGAGGAGGACGGGAAAGAGGAGACUAAGGAGAUAGAGGAGGACAGUGAGGAGGAAGGGAAGGAGGUGGAGGAGGACAGGAAGGACUUGAGCAAGGAGAGACGUGAGACCAGGAUAGUGAUAGGAGAGGAGGUGGGCGAUGAGUGGAAAAUAACGGUGAAAAGCAAGACAGAAAGUGUUGAAGCCGACGGCGAGACUGCAACAAGUUAAACCGGGAGCUUAAAUAUUAGACGAGUUACACCUCUGUUGGUGUUGGUGUUGGCUGCGAGAGUGCCGUGCAGGUUUACCUAAUGAUCAUGUGUUUGUGUUUGAAUACAGAGUUUGUUCUGUAUCGGCGGCAAAAUCCUGCCGUCAGACUGCAAAGAGCCGAACUUAUCGUAUAAACUGUUCUGACUGGAUGUGUGGAGAGAAGUUGGAGGUUUUUCUCAUUCACUUCAAUACAGUCAGAGUUUGCUCACAGCAGCCUCUGGUGGGCAUGAGAGGAACUACAGCUGUUGGUUUUAUGUCCAGAUGCUGAAUUUUCUGCUUCAGAGCUGAGUUAACCCAGAAGAAAGAAGCUUUAAACUUCACAGUCAGCUCAGGUCACAGUUUCUACUCUUUUCCUUGAAAUGUUCUUUGUACUUUGGAGAUAAGAGUUAAUCUUCAGGACAUCUUAGAAAAAACAUUUUUGGGCAAUUUGUUAAAAAAUAAAUAAGAAAAAUGGGUAGACGUUGGUGUAGUCUGUUUAUAUUUGGAGAUUAUAAUGUAAUAUGCCAAUAUUUAGUUUGACACACAAAACUACACACUAGGAAUUUAGUUUUGUGUGUCAGUUAAAGAAUUGUCUAAUUCCGUAAGAUCUCAAAUACACUCAACAAAAUUAUUAAAUACAAUAACGGUUUCUCUGUUUUAAUAACAUUUGUACCAGA
Molecule: messenger RNA, 6703 nt
Organism: Scomber scombrus (Atlantic mackerel)
Lineage: Eukaryota; Metazoa; Chordata; Actinopteri; Scombriformes; Scombridae
Gene: pogzb
Product: pogo transposable element derived with ZNF domain b
Exons: 19
Coding region: 127-5772 (1881 amino acids)
Source: RefSeq, a predicted model, not a curated record